AUGGAAAAUGAGAAUGAAGAUUAUGAGGAAGGGGAGCGGUUCAAUCCUCAAGUGGGAGGAGCGGAACAACACUAUCCGCCUCCUCCCCCACUUGAGAAUGUGAAUCGCCAAAGGCAUCAAGAACGCCCAAGGGAUGAUCGACCCCACUUGCAUCCACAAGUGCACAAUCAACCAAGACAAACUUUGGGCGAGUUCUUUUUGCCGAAUGUGGAUAAUGCCACGUUUGGAUGCUUUGCAAUGCCGGUUCAAGCGGCAACCUUUGAGAUCAAGCCAAGUACGAUACAACUUUUAGAGAACCGUUGUGCGUUUUACGGGUUGAGUCAAGAGGAUCCCAAUGCGCACAUCGCCAAAUUCUUGGGUGUACUCAAUACGUUCAAGCUUCAUGGGAUAACCGCGGAUCAAAUCAAGUUGAGAAUGUUCCCCUUCUCUUUAAGGGAUAAGGCUAGCUUAUGGCUUCACUCUCUACCCAACGAAUCCAUCCACAAUUGGAGGGAGUUGGCUCAAGCGUUUCUCAACAAAUAUUUCCCUCAUGGCAAGACUACAAAGUUGACCAAGGAUAUUCUUGAGUUUAUUCAAUUUGAAGGGGAGUCACUUUAUGAGGCAUGGGAGCGUUUCAAAGAUUUACAAAGGAGUGUCCCCCAUCAUCGGCUCAAUAAAGAGCAUGUGAUCCAAAUCUUCUAUGAUGGGACGACUAUUACUACUAGAGUAACAAUUGAUGCGGCUUCGGGCGGAUCACUAAUGCAAAAGACGUAUGAAGAGGCGCUAGAAUUGGUGGAAAAGUUGGCGAUAGUUAGUAGCACUUGGGGCCCUAUUGAUAGAAGAGCUCCAUCUACUCAAAAGUCAGUAAUGACUCUUGAUCAAGUGAGGGAAAUGGAGGCCAUAAAAGCAACUAAUGCUUCAUUACAAGCACAAGUGGAUGCCCUCAAGAAACAAGUUGCUCCAAGAAACGCACCGGUCGCCUAUGUUCAAGUGGGAUGUGAGCAUUGUGGGGACUACAACCAUAGUAAUGGGGAGUGUUAUGCCACGGGGAAAGCUUGGAGUGAGCAAGUGAACUAUGUUGGAGGCCAAGGGCAAGCUAAUGACCCGUACUCUAAUACCUACAACCCCGGAUGGAGUAAUCAUCCGAACUUUGGAUGGAGAAACCAAGAAGGUCAAGGCAAUGCUCAAGCCUCCAACCAAGCGGGUCCUAGUUUUCAAGGAGGAAAUAGACCUCAAUAUCAACAACAACCACAAGGUCAAUACCACAACAACCAACACCAAGGGAACAAUUAUGGUGGUAGACCACAACACCCUCCCGGUUUCCAACAACCAAGGAACACGGAUGAGGGAAACAUGCUUGCCAAAUUGAUGGAGAAAUUUGAAAAGAUGGAGGUUGAAAAUAGGCAACUUCACAAUGAAAAUAGGCAAAGGGAGAAGAACCAAGCUUCCACCAUCCAUCACUUAGAGACCCAAAUCUCGCAAAUGGCACUUUCGCUCCAAGGUAGACCUCAAGGGGGAUUGCCCUCUACUACGGAAAACAAUCCUAGAGAGCAUGUGAAAGCCAUCAAAGUUGUGGAACUUCGAAGCGGUAGAGUCCUUGAUGUUGAUCAUGAUAAGGAUCUUGAAAAAGCUAAUGGCAAGAGGCCAAUGAUUGUGGAGGUUGAGCCUCAAAUGGUAAUAGAUGUUGCAAGCUCUAGUCAAGAGCUACCAAAGUCGUGUGAGGAGGUGGCUAUUGAUAUUGAUGUUGAAGAACCAUAUGUGAGGCCACCACCACCACCACCUUUUGUGCCUAAAGUACCAUUCCCAAGCCGGUUGAGAAAGGCUCCGGAUAAUGAAAAGUUUCAUAAGUUUCUUGAAAUAUUCAAGAAACUUCAAAUAAGCAUGAGCCUAGGGGAUGCCUUGCGAGAGAUGCCCCAAUACGCUAAGUUCUUGAAAGACAUAAUUAUGAACAAGCGAAGUUGGGAACAAGGCGGAACAAUUCCUCUAACGGAAAGUUGUAGUUCUAUUAUCCAAAGAAAUCUACCAACCAAGCUACAAGAUACAGGGAGUUUCACGAUUUCUUGCUUAAUUGGCACUUCUACUUCUCUUAAUUGUCUUUGCGAUUUAGGUGCAAGUAUAAAUCUAAUGCCGUUGUGUUUUUUCAGGGAAAUAUGUGGAAACCAACCGAUAAAACAAACUUCCAUGAUGCUCCAAUUGGCCGACCAUUCGCUCAAGAGACCGCACGGGGUUGCGGAAGACGUGCUAGUAAAAGUGGGCAAGUUCAUCUUUCCGGUGGACUUUGUUGUGCUUGAUUAUGCGGUCGACAAAGAUUGCCCCAUGAUUCUCGGGCGUCCUUUUUUGAAUACGGGGAGAGCAUUGGUUGAUGUUAAUGGUGGGAAGAUAACAUUAAGAAUGAAUGAUGAGAGCAUGGUGUUUGACAUCAAGCAUGGCAAAAGCAAGUGUGAGGAGGAGAAAUGCAUGAAGAUUGAUACUAUUGAGCCCACAUUGCAUGUGCCUAUGAAGGAGGUUCCUAUGAAAGAACCCGAGGUUAUGUGUGCAAAAAUCAAGACAACACCUCAUGUCAAGCCACGCAAUGGAAAACCAAGACGUUGGGCAUCAUGGAAGUUGAAGCUCAACGGGAUAGCAACCGCAAACAAGAGACAAAUAUGCACGGAAGUUGCUACUCUUGGUGCUUAG
Messenger RNA from Mercurialis annua (annual mercury), 2655 nucleotides. RefSeq lists its product as uncharacterized. Lineage: Eukaryota; Viridiplantae; Streptophyta; Magnoliopsida; Malpighiales; Euphorbiaceae. The record is from RefSeq and is a predicted model, not a curated record. The transcript is spliced from 2 exons. The coding region runs from base 1 to 2655 and encodes 884 amino acids.